Trichoderma atroviride IMI 206040 is the source of this 2316-nucleotide messenger RNA. RefSeq lists its product as uncharacterized. NCBI's taxonomy places the organism in Eukaryota, Fungi, Ascomycota, Sordariomycetes, Hypocreales, Hypocreaceae. The record is from RefSeq and is a predicted model, not a curated record.
AUGGAUUCAGACGAUGAAGAUUCCACGACUCCCAUCUCGUAUUACGGAAUGCAUGAGUCAAGAAAACGUCUUGAAGAGACUGGUUUUCAUCCGAGUGUCACACCAAUGGCGCCCAAGGAGAUUGAGAAAGCAGUAAUAGCAUACUUGAACGGCCAAGUCAAACGAGAACCGCGUAAAGAGUUUUACGAGUCUCAAAGACUGCGUCUUGGCGCAAGAAACUUGAGAAAAAACUUCAACAAGACUCGCGGCAAGGGUGGUGACAAAGGCCGUGACAAAGGUCGUGGCAAAGGUCGCGAUAAAGGCCGAAUCGUUCUCACUCAGGGCCCUUGGUUUAACACUCAAAACUUCACAAAUGCCAUUGUGGGCAAGGACUCAAUCACACACUUAUCUGGUAUCCUAGCUGUACUACAGCAUGCUCAUGCAGGACCCUUGAUCUUAGAUGAGAUCUUCAAGGAUGGCCACAAGUCCGUGAUGAGUCUAUCCAUGACUUCUGGUAGAAUUUUUGGGCUGGUAGGCUCCAAUAUAAAACGGUGGGACUUCACUGCAGCAAAUUAUAUUGCCAACCCCCCCUCAUCUGUCAUGGUCGUCAUGGUUCCUCGGUAUACCGUAGGAGACAUCCGAGAAGCUCAAGAAAAGUACCCUCUCAUGAUCCGCCCUGAAGAUUGGCACGAUGAGCGUCGAAGACUGGAACCCGAGGAUCAUCCCGAUAUGUACAAGAUUCGUUCGAUUGAGGUGGAACAUGUCUAUUUCAGAUGGGGAAACGUCUGGCGAGAAACAUGCCAGCGAGCAGCUGGACCUUACUGGGCGUCAGAAGACGAGGUGAUUGACCCGCGAACCGACGAGGCAGCAAUCGAGUGGUGGAAAGGAAACCACCGCGCCAUCAAUGUAAUGGGCUCGCUAAAACCACUCGACAAGAUGUGGUCGGCUAAUCAGCUUGAGGGGAAUGGUUACAAGCCACAUAUGAUGGCUUACACUUUGGCUGUGGAGAAUCUCAUCAAAUUGAUGCAGGAACUCUUCAAUGCUCGAGCGCAUAUCCGAGUAUUGCAUUUGCACGAUGUGCCAUUCCUUGAUCGCCGGGUGCUCGCCAUCAUUCUCCGAGGGCUAAACCUUGUUACCAUGGUGGGCAUUUAUAAUUGUCCUCUUAUUCAUUUCGGCGAUGUGAUCCCAAUCCUAGACCUCAUUCAUGAGAUAAACAUUCAACGGCGCGGCCAAAAUAUGCCUGAGAUUCAGGACUUCGAUUUCUUCCCUCACUUUAACAAAGGGAUGCCAUAUCAGCAUGAGAAUGCGGCCACGUAUGGCUUGUCCUGGAGCCCUAUGCCAAUGGACAUAGCCCAGCGAGGUUUCUACGCCAUUAUCCUGAAGGCUGUGAUGAAAUCAAAGGCAAUGGGUAUCGGUCAGCUUUUUUCACCCACCCAUGCGUUCAUGGAGUAUUUGACCAAGGUACCAAACACUCCACUGGGUGUUUACGGCUUCCUAGAUGCCAUCUAUCGAUAUCUAGAGGUGAAGAAAGACGACCCUACUCGCACCAAUCUGAAAUUACAGGCAAUCUAUGACCUUGUUAAACCCAUCCGGCUGGCCUUGAAUGACCACUUGGCGGACGACUGGCCAAAAUAUUAUACGAAAGUCAUGGCAACAACGCUUUUGUGCUGCUCCUCGUGUGGAUACGAGACUUUUGAAGAGUUUUUCCCUGCCGGUUCGAAGAAUCGGUUGCCACGACACCGACGAAUUUGCGGAGGAUGCCACUUGCAGCGAUAUCUUGACGAAGAAUGCGACCACUGGAAGAUGCAGAAGAAACGGCUGAUAGACAAGUUGUGCCCCGACUGGAAACGAGAGGCCUUCAAUGAGGACGCACCGCUCUUUGAAGAUGGAGCUGGACUGAUUCGUCUUAAGUCCACGGAAACAGAGCGUCCAUUGCCCCAGUUCCCAGCUUUCGUUGUCGGUGGCUGGCUCCGGAUCUCUCCCUACUACGAGCCAUUGAUGCGAGACAAUAAGAUCCACUUUGACUCGUUGGCUGGCUUGCCCAGCCUUGAAGAUGUCGCCAUGGACUUGGACACCAUGCAGCGGUGGUAUUCAGUGGUUAUUCUAGCUCUUAGAGAAGAUGUCUUUCGACGUGGCAUUCACGAGCUUCGGAACCAAUACCCCACAGACAACAAGAAAAAGGGUAUUCCCGCAUAUGGCUCUACGCGAAUAGAUGGUGGAGCGCCAGAUCAUCAAGAUGAGCUCCAGCCGAAGAAAGGCUAUGACGGAAAGAAGUGCUUUUAUGACCAAAAAGCGGCUUUGAAGGCGGCUCAGUGGAUGACCAACCGGCAGUGGUGA